AACCUCUUCGGGACGCCACAAUCGCUACCCCGGAAACUUGGCGAUCUUCCGCUCUAUCCUGAUGACAACGGGUUUCACUCCGUAAACGGUCCUUUGGACCUCACCAUCAUAUCUCCCCACACCACUGCCCCGCCAGUGAACAAUGGGAAUCCUGUGGCACUUCACUCUUCAACCAACGAAACCCAGCACUAUGCUCACCAGUAUCCAUACAUCUCUUCUCAUGAUCGUCAACCCUCCAACAGCCUUAUUGCCAGGUCAGUUACUCCCCUCUCAUAUUCCUACCACACACUCUGCUCCCGUAUUGUCCUCACUAAUCACCCGAUAGCGACCCAGUAAUUCGCCCGGAGCGGAGAAGUUACUUUUGUAGCGAGCCUAGUUGCGCUCGGCCGUCUCCAUUCCCCACGCGACAAUCUUUGACCCGCCACCGUGAGGCGAUGCAUCUCAAUAUACGCCUAGACUGUCCGAUUCCUGGAUGCGACAGAGUCGGGGACAACGGGAUCAAGAGAAAGGAUAACCUCCCGGCUCAUGUGUGGAACAAGCAUCGGAUCAGGCUUUCUCGGGAACCCCGCGAGAACUAGGCCGUGGGUAUUGAAGCCAGAGGAUAUGAUUCAGUUCGGAAGCCCGACACUUGACCUGGCUGAUUUUUCCGCGGUUUCUGAUCGGGUUGACGGAUUGGAACGGGAGGUCUUGGGAGGGUCAAUUUGCGGUAGUGAUGGGACGUGAUUUAGGUCUUUUAACGUCUUUGCUGAUUCUUUUACCCUGUUUUACGACUUAUGACCUUUCUUUGGCUGAAUGUUAAUCGUUUACUUACCCAUGUGGACAUAACUGUUCUUGGGAUUGUUUUUGGAAAAAAAGAAAAACGGGAGGAAAAAAAGAAUCGGGUUUGUUCAUUUG
Molecule: messenger RNA, 894 nt
Organism: Tuber aestivum (summer truffle)
Lineage: Eukaryota; Fungi; Ascomycota; Pezizomycetes; Pezizales; Tuberaceae
Source: the annotation of a GenBank genome assembly